CAACUCUUCCUUGCCUCUAUUCUUUGUGGAGGACACUCCAGUUCUGACUCAUCAUGAAGUCGUGUCUCAUUCUGCUAGCUGCAAUGCUGCUGGUUUCAACGCUGAGCAGUUCAGAUGGUGAAGAUAAACUGGGCCGCGUAGUAAGUAAUGUUAAAUGUUUGUGGGUGUCUGUAUGUGGGAUGGUUUGUGGGUGUGAAUUGGCUCCUUGCUGUAUAGGGCAUACAGUAGAUGAGUUCAGUUGCUCAUUCUAAAACGAAACAAAUAGGGUGUGAGUAGAAGAUGAGAGCCUGGGUUGUUUCCUACUCAGAGCAGACCCAUUGAAAUUAACGGGUGUGACUAACAGGCCCGGGGGGGGGGGGGACAACUCAAAUUGAGCAUGAGUUGAACUUUGUACAAAGUUCUGAAGUAAAAAAGGGAGGGAGGGGGAGAAAAUGCAUUGUGUCUGAUGUUGGUCCUACACAUAAGAACAUAUGAAGAACCAAUGACUCAUCUAAUCUAGCAUCCUGUUCUUCCCAUAAAGCAGGAGCCAAGCACAAGAGCAGUCUCCUGUUCUGCAGUUUCCAUCAAUUGGGUUAGGGCUGCCAUAUUCCCCAAAGUGAAAGUUGCCAUGCGGAGUUCCCAGAAAUUUUAGUCAAUUUGGCAAAAUCCACCCGGAUGUCAUUUUGCCAGUCUGAUUCCCUGGAAAACUUGGAUAUGUGGCAGUCCUCAUUUGGAUGCAUUUCAGCCUCUGACUGUGGAAGCAGAGCAGAGUCAUCCUGACUAGUAGCCAUCAGAGUAGACUCACUACAGUUAAUGAGCAUGGUUAACUUAGAACCUUUAAUUUCCAUGGGUUUCCUCUGAGCAGGACUUAGCUAGAUUGCAACUCUUUGUUUAAUGCUUCAGUUACAAGAGCUGGUUAAUUUGUAACUCAGAAAUCCUGGCGGGGGGGGGAGGACUAAAGGGAGCCAAAGUAUCAUCUAGUCCUGUCCCCUUCAAUGCAGGAAUCACAGUUCCCAAAUCCCUAGCAGAUGGCCAUCCAACCUCUGCUUAAAAACCUCCAUGGAAGGUGAGUCCACCACCUUCUGAGGUUGUCCAUUCUAUUCUCAAACAGCUCUGACCAUUAGGAAGCUCUUUCUGGCGUUUAAUUGGAAUCUCCUUUCAUGCCUUUGGAAUCCACCGGUUCGAGUCCCACUCGCUGGAGCAGCAGAAAACAAGACUGUUCCUUCUUCCAUGUGACAUCCUGUCAAGAGGUCCAUCCCACACAAUGUCAGAAUCAGGCCAGCACCCUCCAAUUGGCAGGCGUCUCCUCUAUUGUCAUUUCUGUGCCCGCUACAGAUGUUCUACUUUUGAUAAGCUUUCUAAAAACUUUGUCUCUCUUGGAUUUUCCAUUGCUUUCAUGGGUGUGCUAUUGCUCUUUUAAAACUGCUUUUAUGUUUCAUAUAUAUGGUAUUAUAUUGUAAGUCACUUUGGGAAGUGCUUCACUAAUAAUAGUAGUAAAGGUAAGGUAAAGGGACCCUUGACCAUUAAUAAUAAUAUAAUAAUAAUUUAUUAUUUAUACCCCGCCCAUCUGGCUGGGCUUCCCCAGACACUCUGGGCGGCUUCCAAAAAAAUAUUAGAAUACUGUAAUACAUCAAACAUUAAAAGCUUCCCUAAACAGUCGUGGACGACUCUGGGGUUGCAGCGCUCAUCUCACUUUAUUGGCCUAGGAGCCGGCGUACAGCUUCCGGGUCAUGUGGCCAGCAUGACUAAGCCGCUUCUGGUGAACCGGAGAGGCAUACGGAAACAUUGUUUACCUUCCCGCCGGAGCGGUACCUAUUUAUCUACAGUGGUACCUCAGGUUACAUACGCUUCAGAUUACAGACUCCGCUAACCCAGAAAUAUUACCUCGGGUUAAGAACUUUGCUUCAGGAUGAGAACAGAAAUCGUGCGGCGGCGGCAGCACAGCGGCAGCAAGAGGCCUCAUUAGCUAAAGUGGUACCUCAGGUUAAGAACAGUUUCAGGUUAAGAACAGACCUCCAGAGCGAAUUAAGUUUUUAACCCGAGGUACCACUGUACUUCUCCUAGCAGUUCGAAAGCACGUCAAAGUGCAAGUAGAUAAAUAGGUACCACUCCGGCCAGAAAGUAAACAGCGUUUCCGUGCGCUGCUCUGGUUCACCAGAGCAACUUAGUCAUGCUGGCCACAUGACCCGGAAGCUGUACGCCAGCUCCUCGGCCAAUAAGCGAGAUGAGCGCCGCAACUCCAGAGUAGGUCACAACUGGACCUAAUGGUCAGGGGUCCCUUUACCUUUUUACCACUGUACUUGCACUUUGUGCUUUCGAACUGCUAGGUUGGCAGGAGCAGGGACCGAGCAACAGGAGCUCACCCCAUCGUGGGGAUUCAAUCCGCCAACCUUCUGAUUGGCAAGCCCUAGGCUCUGUGGUUUAACCCACAGCACCACCUGCGUCCCUUAAUAAUAGCAGCAGCAACAACACCUUUCCCCAGUUUUCUCCUUCUCCUGAUCUUCCCAAUCCAAUGCUAAAGAGGGUUGAGGGGAUGGCACAUCAAUAUGGGAAAGGUCCGAGAAGCACCUACUCCAGGUGCUAAACCUAACCUGCCUCCUUCUUCCUACAGAUCAGGGCUACUUGCAAAACAUUGACCCAGCAGAUCCCAGUUGGGCAGAAUCCCCUCCCCCAACUCCUGCUGGGACCCUAUACUGAGUCGCAGACAUGGAGCACGGGAUGUUCCAUGAUGCCACCUGUCAAUCAGAGCAACCAGCAACCGGCAGCAGGGAAAGAAAAUGUGUUUUGGUAAAUAGUGUUGCUGAGUAUCACUUACAUAUAAUGGAAAAAAGCCAAGGCAAAAAAUGUUUUAACUAGCAAGUAACAUUGUAGUAGGAAGCGGGUGGUGCUGUGGGUUAAACCACAGAGCCUAGGACUUGCUGAUCAGAAGGUCUUUGAAUCCCCGUGAUGGGGUGAGCUCCCAUUGCUCAGUUCCUGCUCCUGCCCACCUAGCAGUUCGAAAGCACGUCAAAGUGCAAGUAGAUAAAUAGGUACCGCUCCGGUGGGAAGGUAAACGGCAUUUCCGUGUGCUGCUCUGGUUCGCCAGAAGCAGCUUAGUCAUGCUGACCACAUGACCCGGAAGCUGUACGCCGGCUCCUCAGCCAAUAAAGCGAGAUGAGCGUCGCAACCCCAGAGUCGGUCACAACUGGACCUAACGGUCAGGGGUCCCUUUACCUUUACCUAACAUUGUAGAAUGACAUAUCUACUAUUGUUCUAAUGGGCAAAAAUAAUGUUAAAUAGGUUAGUGUAGAUCCAUCCUUGGAUACAUUUCUCUUCCUCUCCCUCUCUCUGACCAGGGCAAUGACAAAAACGUCUUCAAGCGCAAAGUGGUCUAUACGAAAGACAGGAUUAAGUCUGCGGCCAAAGCAGCCGCCCUAGGAAACAUUAUAAAAAGCAGUUUGUUUCCUGAUGACUCCGAUGAUGAUGAUGAUGGUGAGGACCUAGACAACCUUAUUAUAGAAGUUAGAAGAAGUAAUACUAAAUGUACUCUCUCUCCCUCUCUCUCUCUCUCUCUCUGUGUGCGUGUGUGCACAAUCUUUUUAUUUUAUUUUAUCAGGGCAAAUGUCCACUAACCAGCCAAACUAUUUGGGUUAAACGGGUUUACUUCCUCAUUGACCAUGCAGCUCUUCUGAGCAUGCUCAACGCUCUAAGGCCACACCUGCACACCGUUAGCUAUCCUAUGGGUAUGACGAUCAGUGAAUACAACCCAACGGACAAUCUCUGAGUAGGAAUAGCAAGAGACACAUAAGGCUUCACAUGUUUCACCCCCGUGUAUUAUUUUUUGGAACUCCCAAUAAACCAUCCAUGGUCCUGGCAAAAAUCAGUUUGGCUUCUUCAAAUAAAUUUUGAGAUCUCUUGCUUGGGCUUUUUCAGGGGUGACUCUCCCCCACCCCCCUAUGUGGAAUGCUCUCCCCCAGGGAGGCAUGUCUGACAUAAUCUUUACCUGUUUUUUGGUGCCAGGCAAAGACGUUUGGCUUUUAAAGGCUGGCGCUGUGACCUGUUUCAGUGGGGAAGGAUCUCGGAAGCUGAAUUUUUAGUUUACAUUGGAUCUUCCAGAUUGCUUUUAAUGUACGGCACUAUGGGUCACCCUGUGAGAAAAGCAAAUAGCACAUGGCGGUGAUGUUUAUAUUUAUUUAUUUAUUCAUUGCUUGUUAGAGAUCUCCAAGUGACUUGCUACAUGCCUGCAUUGCAGGAGCUUAGACUAGGUGAUCCAAUGUGUCCCAACUGUAUGGUUCUCUAUGACUCCAUGAACAUUGUAACAGCAUAUGAUUAAGGGGUGGGGGUGCCCAUUUCAUUUGUUGGACCCAUGGCCAUGGGUAAGUAGCUCCAGAGCCAAUUACAGGCAGAACCCUUCCUCUACACAGAUGAGUUCUGCAAGGGCAAAAGAUCAGAGGAAGGGAGCUGACUGGCAGUGCCACCUCUUGGGUCUGUUGUAAUUAAGAAGCUGGCGGGUGAGGUGAAGGUUGAUUGAGGUUAUGGAGUCCUGUGCCUCAUUCAUCCUGAGGCUUUAGCCCAUUCCUGCCCAUAGCAUUGGAUACAGCCCAAGGAAAACAAUGAGCAGUUCCCCUCCCCCCAUCUACUACACUGACCUUCCCUAAAAGCGGUUCAGGGCAAGGAGGCCACUGACAGGCAAGUCAAUGUAGGGAGGGCCUGAAAGCCACUACUGCAGCAAUGAGGCCUUAAUCUCUUUUCUUUCUACAAAUAGAGUAUCUCGACUUCUGAUUACGAACCGUACCUCAGUUGUCCACCCGACGCCAAAGUUCAGUGAAGCCACAUAAGACAGACGAGCCUGUCCAGCAAAGCAGUCCUCAUUGCGGAUGUUCCUCCUCAGCACCACAAACCCAGAAUGUAGAAACCCAGAUUGAGCGAAAGAUAAGUUCCUUUGGACCCCAACCCACCAAUAUAUCUGAGGAGCAUGAUACUUAUAAAUUUGGUUCAGCUCCAGGUUUCUUUUGAGGGAGAGGUGGGCAGUAGUUCUUCAUUUCACACUCAAAUCCACACAGGAAACUGCAAAUAAUGAAG
This is a messenger RNA of Podarcis lilfordi (Lilford's wall lizard), 5040 nucleotides long. The record is from the annotation of a GenBank genome assembly. NCBI's taxonomy places the organism in Eukaryota, Metazoa, Chordata, Lepidosauria, Squamata, Lacertidae.